Notodromas monacha is the source of this 2266-nucleotide messenger RNA. Lineage: Eukaryota; Metazoa; Arthropoda; Ostracoda; Podocopida; Cyprididae. The record is from the annotation of a GenBank genome assembly.
UAUUUGUACAUAUUUUAUAGCGCUACAGUAUAUUGUUUGACAAAAAUUGACUCCGCGGAACGGAUGAAUUAAAUCCAGGAUGAAGAGUGGCGGCAAAUUGAUUUUCGAUGCAUUUGUUAUCGUGAUAAUAUUGAAAAGUAUUGACGGAUUUAAUCUGGAUGUGUCCAGUCCGGUGAUAUUUGAAGAUCCCGGAACCGGGGGAAAAUGGAACCAGAGGCAGUCUUAUUUUGGAUAUUCCAUCGCCCUGCAUAACAAUUCCGGCAGCAACCCUGGUGCAUCUCCUAUCACUUGGGUACUGGUCGGUGCCCCGAGAGCCAACAGAUCGAACCCAGCGUAUCCAACCAUACAGCAAGGAUCAGAACCGGUUGUAGAACCCGGUGCAUUGUACAAAUGUACCUUGUGGGCAGAUGUUGAUUCCUGCACGGAAGUUAUCCUAGAUCGCACAGAGUUCCAGACGGUGGAUAUGCAUCCUCCGAACAAGAAAAACGAAUACGUCUAUGCACUCGGUCAGGCUGGGACUUCCGUGCACUUUCCGGACGAUCCGUCCCAGGUGGUCCUUGGCGCUCCAGGCAUGUUUUCUUGGCGAGGGUCGAUCGUUCGGAUUCAGGAUCGACUUGAGUCUGGAGGUGCUGCUGUCGCUGCGGCUGCUGCUGUGUCUUCUUCAACGUCAUCCUCUGCCAUGCACCGGAACUACACGGAAGUAACAACAUCUCAGGGGAAGCGAAACUCGACAGCUGCUUCCGGUAGCUUCGUCGAAACUCGCGCCCCCUGGCUCUUCUACACACCGAAUGUUCUAGGAGGCGACUUCUGGGGUUACUCUGUGAGUUCCGGGAUUUUCCUUCGGGACAGAAGACAGAUGUACGUAGCUGGGGGACCACGUGCUGGCUGGACAGGAAAGGUGUUCAUCUUCUCGUAUCCAGAACCAGGAUCGGACAAGGAUCCCCUGAUCGUCCGCUGGGCAUUCUCCGGAACGCAAGGUGGCGAGUAUUUCGGCGGAGCGAUUUGUGUCGUUGACGUGAACUCGGAUGGGCUUGACGACCUUCUUAUCGGGGCUCCACUCAACAGCGUGGCUCAAGACAACACUGUGUAUCCUGACCAGGGCAGGGUCUAUGUUUACAUCAAUCAUAACGAGAACUUCGCGGAUAUGGCAGACAAGCAGUUGACGAGCAGCACUGGGUUGGAAGCCAGGUUCGGACUCGCCAUUUCCGCCAUUGGUGACAUCGACAGAGACGGAUUUAACGAUGUUGCCAUCGGUGCACCUUACGAAAACGACGGGCAUGGAGCUGUUUACAUUUAUCUGGGAAGCAAGGCUGGAUUGACGACGGCUUCGCAGAUCAUUCAAGGAAUCUCCAUUUCAAAGCAAAUGUUCGGCUUUGGAAUAUCCAUUUCACGGGGAAUCGAUAUGGAUCGCAACAACUAUCCUGACAUCGGAGUGGGAGCAUUUUCCUCUGGCCACGCAGUCGUCUUGAGAUCGCGGCCAGUCGUCGUAAUUUCGGGCUCGUUGACUCCGUCUACCCACCGCAUCAGCAUCAAUGACACUGACAAAAGCAUCGGAAUCGAGGCCUGUGUCACGUUCUCCGGCAAAGACGCCCCAAAUGACAUUGAUGUUUCGAUGGGAAUUCAAACUGAUGUAAGGUACUCCAUUCCGAGAGUGAAAUUUGUCUCCGGGGAUUCUCAAAUAUCGUACAAAGUGACGCUCAACAAGGAUGCUCCUGCCUGUGAGAAAUUCAAGCUCGUUUUCGUGCCCUACGUGAAAGAUUUCUCGAAAGCCCUGGAAAUCCGGCUGAAGUUUGAGCAGAUCCCGCGGCCACGCAUACAACCUUUCGUCCAUCUGCUUAGAGCGGGACCGGCCCUCGGGGAAUUCUGCAAGUCUUGCGCUGUGGCCGACCCGCGGGUGCAGAAUCAGGCCAACCUGGAGCCGGCGUUCGUGCCGCUGGCCAAAAUCGAGUUCAAUAAAUAUUUGACGCUGGUGUCUCUGCCAAGAAAUUGCCGAGAGGACAAAUUCCACGCCGAGAAAACCGUGGUUGAGUGCGAGUUACCUGGUCCGAUGUAUAAAGGAGCUCGGGUCGACAUGACGAUUGGACUGGAUCUGACGAUGCUGCGCGGCGACAUGAAAGAGCUGCGAGUGAACAUGUCGGUGACGUCAAUCAGUGACGAGCAUCUCAGCACCCGCGGAGACAACAGUUACAGCCUGGUUGUGCCGCUCGAGGCCAGGGCGGACAUUGCAAUCCAAGGGCAAGUGCUCAUAAAUCCUUCUUCUGCCUGA